AUGUUUGAAUUAGCAAAAACAAUGAAAAACCAUAAUGUAACAUUUAUUACGGCUUUUCAUGCUCAAACCUAUAUAAAUUUUGAAUCAUAUGCAAAAUUAUCUUCAUUUCGCAUCAUUUAUACGAAUGAUUCGACUGAUGCAUUUAUUAAUGAAAAGAAACGAGAAAAACAAGUAGUUGAAUAUUUUAUGAAUCACUCUCUUUUAGAAAGUGUAGAUUAUAUGAUAUCAAGAAUAAGUCCAGUUAUUAAUAUUUUGAUGACCAAAUCAGUCAAUUUAUUAAUGUCGGAACGCUACGAUGUGAUUAUUGGUACAUCAUUAACGAUUGGUACACAUCUUCUAUGCAAACAAGCAAAUGCAUCAUGUGUAAUAAUAAUUCUAGAAAACCAAUUAAAUAGAUUUGAUGUUAAUCAACAUAUUAGUAACUCAUUACUAUCAUCAAAAUAUUUAACCGAAUUGAAAUAUCGUAUUUAUAAUUUUGCUUUAACUUUACGUUUGACAAUCCCUCUUUUUAAAACAGUAUUUAAAAUGUACUACAGAAUUUUUCAUUCGUUUCCUCAAGUGCCUGGACCAUUUUACGAAGUAUUUACAUUAAGAAACAUAUUACGGACUAAAUCAAAUUGUUUGAAAUUAAUCAGUUUACCACCAACACUCUAUCCGCCAUCAUCUUUAUAUCAUGAUACUAAAUAUCUUGGUGGAUUUGUGGAUAAUUCAUCAAUUGAAUAUGUCGAAAAUGAUCUUACAAGAUGA
Messenger RNA from Rotaria sp. Silwood1, 747 nucleotides. Lineage: Eukaryota; Metazoa; Rotifera; Eurotatoria; Philodinida; Philodinidae. The record is from the annotation of a GenBank genome assembly.